CGCGGGCGAAGGCGUCCAGCGCCUGCGCACUUGCGCGCUCCGUUUACACGCUCCGAGGCCUGGAGACGCCGCGAGUUCCGGCUGUCGCGGCGGCUACAGACCUCUGGGUCGGUUGCGACGAGUAACGGCGCCGGGGAUCGCUCUGCCCCCUUCUCCGACAUGUACCCGACUUGGGGCCGGUAUGGCGGAGCCAGCCAUUACCCGCCGCCCCCGGUGCCUCCGCCGCCUCCGCCCGUGGGGCUCCCCGAGGCCUCCCCGGGGCCCGGCGGCUACUCGAGCGCGGCGGCGCCGGCGGCCCCUGCCUCCUCAGGCUUCCUGAGCUUCCGCGAGCAGCACUUGGCGCAGCUCCAGCAGCUGCAGCAGAUGCACCAGAAGCAGAUGCAGUGCGUCCUUCAGCCCCAUCACCUCCCCCCGCCGCCCUUGCCGCCCCCUCCGGUCAUGCCCGGCGGGGGCUACGGGGACUGGCAGCCGCCGCCGCCGCCUAUGCCCCCACCGCCGGGACCGGUCCUAAGCUAUCAGAAGCAGCAGCAGUACAAGCAUCAGAUGCUCCAGCAGCACCGAGAUGGGCCCCCUGGUCCAGUACCCAUGGAGCUGGAUUCCCCUCCCGAGUCUCCCCCGGUGCCCCCGGGUUCCUACAUCCCUCCUUCCCAAUCUUACAUGCCCCCCGCUCAACCUCCGCCCUCUUAUUUCCCCCAAUCCUCAUCCCAGUCCUACCUGCCACCAGCUCAACCAUCCCCUUCCCAGUCCCCACCUUCCCAAUCCUACAUUGCACCUUCUCAGUCCACCCCAUCCUACUCCACCUCCUCUCAAUCAUACUUGCCCCAUUCCCAGCCUUAUUUGCCCCAAUCCCAGUCAUCUCCUUCCCACUCCUCUCAGUCCCAUUCCAAAUCACAACUGGCUUCACUACAACCCAGCCCUUCUGGUACCAGUACAGCUGCCCAGCAAGAGCCACUGGAGAGUGGUGCCAAGAACACAGGUGCUGAGCAGCCCGUCCCUCCUCAACCAGAUCCUUCCACUAUGACCCCACAGGAACAGCAGCAGUAUUGGUACAAACAGCAUUUGCUUAGCCUGCAGCAGAGGGCAAAAGCACAUGCACAGGGACAACAACCACUAAAGGGCCCUGGAAUGGUGAAAGAUAUACCAGAAGCAGCAAAAGAAGAAACUACACCAACCAGUCAGAUACCUGAACCUCCUCCAUGUCAAGAUCCCCCACUGCCACCUCCUAGUGAAGAGGUUCCACCUCCUCUGCCUCCUGAUGAGCCCCAGUCUGAAGACCCUGAAGAAGAGGCCAGAUUAAAGCAAUUACAGGCUGCUGCUGCACAUUGGCAGCAGCAUCAGCAUCACCGAGUUGGCUUUCAAUAUCAGGGAAUCAUGCAGAAGCAUGCCCAGCUGCAGCAGAUCCUGCAACAAUACCAGCAGAUCAUACAGCAGCCACCACAUAUACAGACUAUGUCCGUAGAUAUGCAGCUGAGACACUAUGAGAUGCAACAGCAGCAGUUUCAGCAUCUUUACAAAGAAUGGGAACGAGAGUUUCAGCAGUGGCAAGAUCAGCUCCAUACUUAUCCUCACAAAGAUCAGCUUCAAGAGUAUGAAAAGCAAUGGAACUCAUGGCAGGGACAUUUAAAAGCUACCCAAUCCAGCCUUCAAGAGAAAGUGAGCACACUUCAGAAUGUGAAAAAUCAGUAUAUGGGAAAUAUGACAAUACCACCACCUUUUGUUCCAUACUCUCAAAUGCCUCCAGCAAUACCAACAAUGCCCCCUCCUGUAUUGCCUCCAUCUCUAUCAACAUCACUACCACCACCAGUGAUGCCCCCUACUCUGCCUGCCACAGUGCCACCACCUGUGAUGCCCCCACCAGUGAUGCCUCCAAUACCAACAUCUGUUCCUCCACCUGGGGUGCCUCCAUCUCUGCCUUCAGCUGGGCCUCCACCGGUUCUUCCUCCACCAUCUCUCUCUUCAUCUGGGCCUCCUCCAGUUCUUCCUCCACCAUCUCUCUCUUCAACAGGACCUCCACCUGUUCUUCCCCCACCAUCUCUUUCUUCAACAGCAGCACCACCUGUCUUGCCUCCCCCACCUUUGUCAUCAGCAACACCCCCUCCAGGAAUGCCUCCCCCAAAUCUCUCUUCAGCUGUUCUCCCUCAAGGGUUACCCCCUCAAUUAACUACCACAUCAGUUCCACCAGUUGCCGGUUCUCAAAGUUCAAAACCUCCAGACAAACCUAGGCCAGCACUACUUCCCACUCCUAUAUCCUUUGGUUCACCUCCACCUUACCAUCCUCCAGUAAAAUCGUCCAUGGGCUCUUCAGAACAAGUGAAUUCUAAAGCUCCUCUGCCAUUCAGUUCUUUUUCAUCUGAACAAGGACAUAUGGAACCCAAAAUUUCUACCACAGGAUCUUCAUCUGCUUCAAAUCAGCCUGGUAACACAAUUAAAGACACACCAGUGAGAUCAGGUGGGCUGCUUCCAGAUCCUCCUAGAAGUGCUUACUUGGAAGGUCCAAGAGGAGGUCCUAGGUUUGAUGGUCCUCGAGGAAGAUUUGAUUCACCAGGGGCAAGAUGCGAAGGACCAAGACCUAAAGGACCUCGUUUUGAAGGACAUCGUUCAGAUGGACCAAGACCCAAAUAUGAAGGGCACCACUCAGAGGGUACCUCUAAAAGCAAAUGGGGGACAAUUCCCCGGGGGCCUGCAUCUCAGUUUUAUAUUUCUUCAAAUACUUCCCAAGGCCCUCGACAAAGUGGACCUCAGUGGAGAGGAUCUAAGCCAGCUUAUGGCCAGCAGCAACAACAGCAACAUCCACCUAAAUCACAAGCAGAAUCUCAUCUGGGAAACAAGGAACCUUUGAUAGACCCCAGUAGUGGACAACAAAAGAACAACAGAAUGUCUCCAACUCCAUUUUCUCUUACUACAGAUGUGAAGGAAUCAAAGUCAUUUCAGUCCAGUGAGAAAAUAAAAGAUGUUCAACAUGAUAUCCCCCAAUCUGAAGUCCAAGCAGGAUCCAAUGAUCCUUCAAAUUGGAGUCAGAAUUCUCAAAAUAUGGAAAAACAAAUAGAUAAAACUGGUCAGCCUAUACCUGGACAAUGCCAGAAACCCUUUGUAAACAAAUCAUCUAUUCAAUCAACUUUUCCAUCAAGAACAGGAGGAAUGGAUGGAGGAGGAGCACCACCUAUGUCAUCAUUAACUGCAAAUAAUGAUUUAAAAUCUGUAGGUGUUGGUAUUCCUCAGUUAGAAAAUAACCAGGACAAGGGAUUGACCAGGCUAGAUAACAGAGAUCAUAGACCAGAAGGCAAUAGAGGUAGCAGUUCAUCUUACAGAGGUAGAGGACAAGGAAGAAUUGAAGACAUGAGGGAAAAGGGCCUAACAAACAGAGGUAGAGGACAAAUAAUUAAUCAGGGACCAGGGAUGGGUAAACCAGAAGACAUUAGAGAGAAAAUAAUUGGCAGAAGGGAAGAGAGUCGAGAGAAGAUGGGUAGGCAAGAAGGUAGUCGAGAGAGACUGAUGGGAAGACGAUCAGGCAGCCGAGAUAGAGGAUUAGGAAGACUGGGAAGCAGUAGGGAAAAAAUUCCAGGUAGUCAGGCAGACAUCCAAGAUAGGGGGAGAGCCGGCAGCCGGGAAAGAGGACCUCCCCGGAGGGCCAACAGUCAAGAGAGAGGACCUCCUAGAAGGGCUGGGAGUCGGGAGAGAGGACCUCCACUACACAGGGCUGGAAGCAGAGAGAGGGGACCACCUCGGCGUCCUGGAAGUCGGGAAAGGGGACUUGGCAGACCAGAAUUUGGGAGGGAUAAAGGUAUACCCAGACUAGAACCUGGUAAUGUAGAUAAAUCAGUUAGGAUUGGAGAUGGGGAAAAAAUGCCCCCUUAUCAUCGAGAUGAAGCAUCUAGGGCUCCCUGGAAUCAUGGAGAGGAUAGAGGACAUGAAGACUUUGCAUUAGAUGGUAGAAAUGUCCCUCCCUUAGAACGGGAAAGACUUGAUGAUUGGGACAGAGAGAGGUAUUGGAGAGAAUGUGAGCCAGAUUAUCAAGAUGAUGUAGAUCCAUACAACAGAGAGGAUAGAUUUUCACUGCCACCUUCUCGGUCCCAUGAUGUGGAUCGUCGAGGAUCUUGGUGGGAUGAUUGGGAUAGAGAUCGGGAUAUGGAUCGGGACUUCCGGGAUAUGGAUAGGGAAAUGGACAGGGACCGGGACAGAGACCGGGACCGGAUGGGAAGACCUAUGGAUAUGUAUGACCGAGAAUUGGAUAGAGAAUGGGACAGAGAUUACAUGAGACCAAUGGAUGACCAAGAAUCACAAUUUCAUGAACGUGAUAUUCCUCCCCUUCCACCUUUGCCACCCCUUCCACCUCUUCCACCUUUGGAUCGAUAUCGUGAUGACAGAUGGAGAGAUGAAAGAGACAGAGAUCACAUGUAUGAUCGGGACCUUCGUGACAGGGGAGAGUUGAGAAUUAGAGAAUAUCCUGAGAGAGGAGAAACAUGGCGGGAAAAACGAGAUUACCUUCCUGAGCGAAUGGACUGGGAAAGAGAACGGUUGUCAGACAGAUGGUACUCAUCUGAUGUAGAUAGACAUUCCCCUAUGGGGGAUCAUAUGCCACCUAUUCCCCCAUCACACCAUUCAUCUGAAAUGUUGGGAGCAGAAGGAAACCUGGACUCUGAUCAGUCUCUUGGAGGGGUAAUGGUCCUUAGUCAAAGGCAGCAUGAAAUAAUUUUGAAAGCUGCACAGGAACUGAAAAUGCUACGAGAACAGAAAGAACAGCUUCAGAAACUCAAAGACUUUGCCACUGAGCCGCAGGCACCUGAUCUUCCACCACCACCACCUGAGCCACCAAGAUUGCAGACUGCAUCUUCACGUCCACCAGGAAUCUUUCAGCCUCCAGGAUCUUACAGGCCACCUCCUCCUAUGGGUAAACCAACCCUUCCAGGGAUGAGACAAUCUGCUCCAUCAGCAAGACCGUCUCUUCCUAUGACAAGGCCACCUGUCCCAAUACCACCUCCCCCUCCAGUGGUAAAGCCUCAGCCUGCUGCUAUGGAACAAGAACGUUGGGAUGAAGAUUCUUUUCAUGGACUCUGGGAUACAAAUGAAGAUAAAGGAUUGAAUUCAGAAUAUACCUCAGAGACAGGUCCACCAUCUGUUGCAAUGAAAGCACCACCUAUUCAUCCUUCUAUUCCCCCUCCAAGCCCAAUUCCUGUGGUUAUGCAGUCAAUGUCUAAACCCCCACCAGUGCAGCAGACAGUAGACUAUGGCCAUGGCCGAGACAUAUCCACCAAUAAAAUUGAACAAAUACCUUAUGGGGAGAGAAUAACUCUUCGUCCUGACCCCUUGCCUGAAAGAUCAGCUUUUGAGACAGAGCAUCCAGGCCAACGAGACCGUUAUGAUAGAGAUAGGGAUCGUGAACCUUAUUUUGAUCGUCAGAGCAACAUCAUGGUAGAUCAUAGAGAUUUUAAAAGGGAUAGAGAAACACACAGGGACCGAGACCGUGAUCGCGGCAUUAUUGAAUAUGAUCGUGAUAGAUUUGACAGAGAUCGCCGUCCUCGUGAAGAUCGAGCACCCCCAAUCACACCUUCAAGGACACAGUCUUAUCGUGAUAAAAAAGAACACUCCUCAUCCAGACGUGGCGGAUUUGAUAGGCCUUCAUAUGAACGGAAAACUGACAGGCCAGCUUAUGACCAUGGACCUUCCAUGUUUGGAGGAGACCGAAGGACUUAUCCUGAGGAACGGAUGCCUAUGUCUGCACCAUCAUUAAGUCACCAGCCACCUCCGGCACCUCGGGUAGAGAAGAAACCCGAAUCUAAGAAUGUAGAUGAUAUUCUGAAACCACCAGGCCGAGAGAGCCGACCUGAGAGAAUAGUUGUCAUAAUGAGAGGAUUACCUGGAAGUGGAAAGACACAUGUUGCAAAACUUAUUCGUGAUAAGGAAGUGGAGUGUGGGGGACCUGCACCUAGAGUUCUCAGCCUGGAUGAUUACUUUAUCACAGAAGUGGAAAAAGAAGAAAAAGACCCUGAUACUGGAAAGAGAGUAAAAAAGAAGGUAAUGGAAUAUGAAUAUGAAGCUGAUAUGGAGGAGACCUACCGUACCAGCAUGUUCAAAACUUUCAAGAAGACCUUGGAUGAUGGCUUUUUCCCCUUCAUAAUUCUAGAUGCCAUUAAUGACCGAGUUAGGCAUUUUGAACAGUUUUGGAGUGCUGCAAAAACCAAGGGCUUUGAGGUAUAUUUAGCUGAAAUGAGUGCAGACAACCAAACUUGUGGCAAAAGGAAUAUCCAUGGAAGAAAACUUAAGGAAAUUAAUAAGAUGGCUGAUCACUGGGAGACUGCACCUCGUCACAUGAUGCGUCUAGACAUCCGUUCCUUGUUGCAAGAUGCUGCUAUUGAAGAGGUGGAGAUGGAAGAUUUUGAUGCAAAUAUUGAAGAGCAGAAAGAAGAAAAGAAAGACGCGGAGGAAGAGGAAAGCGAACUGAGGUGGCCUCGAGAAUACCGUAGUACACAGCGUGCAGUGCCGCCAAGCUCCUGAGAUCUUUGGUGAAAGCCUUGUUUGCAGUGGGGGAUUGUCAUCACCAAAAGCUACCUCCCUGGGCAUCAACUGCAGUGGAUAACUAGAGACUUUUGAUAGCCCCUGGCUGAUUGGCUGUUUUCCAGCUGAUAGUAGUGAGUGAACUGCAGUGCAUUUAAGGUCUGUGACACUGUAAAGUCCAGUUAAGUUCCUGCGGCAAGUUGAUCUGAAGUGCUAUGUAAGUGUGUCCUGGAUCCCUCAGCUAAAGUACUAGGUACUCCCCUACAUCUGGGGCCUUAGCCAAUGCUGGAUAUCACUGGCUAUUACCACACGGUCUCUCUAUCCCACAGAGGUAGGAUACUUUUUAAAAAAUAUAUCCAUUGUGGACAACCUAGAAAUUCGAUACCCAGCUGAGCAGUAUCACCAAGACCAGGAUAGAAGUCCUUGGAAUCCUUAAUGAGUUCCAAAUACCCCAUGUAAGUUAACCCUGCAUAACACACAUGUGAAGCUGACCAGUUGCAUUUAACUGAUGCAAUUUCAUAGUAUUAAAUCUCUUGAGACUCAGGGAAGAGAAUACUGGCAAAGAAAUGGCAUUAGUCCCAUUUCUUUUUUUGCUUUCCCAUAUGAAUAAAGCAAUAUUCUUUGUCCUUUUAUGCAAAUGCAUGUUAAGCCCAGGCCAGUGUCUUUCUGGCACAUUAUUCCACAUUUCUUGUCAUGAAAAAUGACAGCUCUCUUGCUCUAGUAGAUUCUUAAUUCCGAAGUAGCUCCUGUGGACAGCUGGAAGAUUUGAAUAUCUCAGGAAUGUCACUGUCCAGUUUUGAAAUGAUUUUAUAAAUGGGUUUCUUCCAGGAAGGGUCUGAGUCUUUUCCUGCUGUGACAGCAUUGAAGAAUUCCUGCAGUGUCAGGCUCGCAAUUUCCAGGAACUGGUCUGGGACCUGUCAAGGCACAGAAAUGAACGAAUGACAAGGCCACCACACACAUUACACAAUAUACAUUCCAUGGUGAGUGUUGGGGUGGGCGUCACUGGUCUACUGAGGAAGGCACCAAGGAACCGAGAUCCUCCCUGAAUUUUGUGGGAAUAAGCUCCAGGAUCCCCUUCAACAGGCACCAAAGAAUAAAUACAAACUAAACAGUGGCAAAAACAAGAAUCUUCUGUGAGCACACCAGAAACAUUUCAGGUUACCAUAUUUAUAAAUCACUUACAGGUGGGCUGGCAUUUUAGUAAGCAAGUGUUGCUUACUUGCUUUCAUAUAAAAAUUUUGUGGUUCAUACAAGGCUUUUUUCAGUGUUUUUUUUAAUAAGCCUGAUAUAAAGACUAUAUCCAAGUAAUGGUACCUUUGCUCAUAGCCAGACACUCCCAACUCCCUAACUCCUUUCCUUCCAGGCUAACAUGAGUAUCUCAGAGUUCCUUGGUUCCAGAGCCAGCUGGGAGGCAAGGUCAGAAUUCUGAUUCAGACCAGACCAUAGAAAGUGGACCCAAAUUCCUAGAUUGUCUCCAUGAAUGAUCAGACCCCACCUGUUAAUUCUGGGCUAGCGGACCUGGGGCUUCAUCUGUCUCUGCAUGCCAAAUGGUUGUCCCAAAGUUUAGAGAUGUGGCAUUAACCUUUUCACACAAAUUGUUACACCUUUGUUUUUAAGUAAACGUGAAUAAAUCAAGUAAGCAUCCAAAA
Molecule: messenger RNA, 8141 nt
Organism: Monodelphis domestica (gray short-tailed opossum)
Lineage: Eukaryota; Metazoa; Chordata; Mammalia; Didelphimorphia; Didelphidae
Gene: YLPM1
Product: YLP motif containing 1
Biological process (GO): regulation of telomere maintenance
Cellular component (GO): nucleus
Source: RefSeq, a predicted model, not a curated record